This is a messenger RNA of Populus trichocarpa (black cottonwood), 778 nucleotides long. Its product is annotated as 50S ribosomal protein 5 alpha, chloroplastic. The record is from RefSeq and is a predicted model, not a curated record. NCBI's taxonomy places the organism in Eukaryota, Viridiplantae, Streptophyta, Magnoliopsida, Malpighiales, Salicaceae. The transcript is spliced from 2 exons. Bases 125 to 568 code for a protein of 147 amino acids.
AGCAAACCGAGGUAGAGCUCACUUUCCUUAUCCAAAAGAACCACACAGGAAGGCCACAGGCAACGUAAACUAGGAAACCCCCAAAGCCAAAAAGAUUGCAGAUUUCCUUUCAAUCAAAACGAAAAUGCCCCUCCUUCUCUCCAAUCCUCUCACCUCGCUCUCUUCACUUCCCCCCUUUUCAUCUCCAACUUUGGCCUUCAUUGCAACACCAGUUUCCAGGCUGGACGUGAAAGCCUUUGAAUUAAAGUUUAAGACUUGGAAUGGAGUCCGGUUUCAAAACCCAAUUCGUGGAAACAGAAUUGGUGCAGUUAUUGUGAGAGCUUCUUCGGAUAUUGAUGGAACCGCUCCUACAGAGACAAGUGAGCCUCCUGUAGAAAGUAAAGAGGAGGUUGUGGCAGUUGAUAAGUUGCCAUUGGAGUCAAAGUUACAGGAGAGAGAAGAACAGAAGAUGAAGAUGAAAUUGGCGAGAAAGAUCAGGCUUCGAAGGAAUAGGCUUGUUAGGAAGAGGAGGAUGAGAAAGAAGGGUCGUUGGCCGCCUUCUAAGAUGAAGAAGUUGAAGAAUGUCUGAGCGUUACCUCAAGGUUCUGCUUGCAGGUUUAGUGCUGAUCCUUUUGGUUCUCAUGUAAUUCAUUUUGAUUUUUCUAGUUUCAAUAUUAUUUUAUGAUCACUUAUGUUUUGUUGAUUUAAAAGUUGAGAAUGUUGAAGAAUACAAUGCAUCUCCAGUUAGUUCUCACAAGUUCAAUAUUAGAUGGUGUAAGAAUUGCAUUUCUUCGUUCAA